Nematolebias whitei (Rio pearlfish) is the source of this 1693-nucleotide messenger RNA. Its product is annotated as UDP-glucuronosyltransferase 2A2-like. Lineage: Eukaryota; Metazoa; Chordata; Actinopteri; Cyprinodontiformes; Rivulidae. The transcript has a single exon. Bases 1 to 1584 code for a protein of 527 amino acids. The record is from RefSeq and is a predicted model, not a curated record. Gene Ontology annotation, molecular function: UDP-glycosyltransferase activity.
AUGUCUUUGGCACUAUUUUCUGCUUCUGUCAUUUAUUUUCUCCUUGUCGUUGCUCCACGUGCGCACACCGGGAAAGUUUUGGUUUUCCCACACGAUGGCAGCCACUGGGUGAACAUGAGGGUACUCGUCGAGGAGCUGCACCUGCAGGGACACGCUGUGACCGUCAUCCGAGCCGCAGACAGCUGGUACAUCAGCGAAACGUCCCCGCAUUACGAGGCGGUCACGGUGAACUUCGCUGCCGGCGGGGAUGAGGAUUUUUACCGCCUUUUUGUCUCUCAGGUGAUUAAAAUCAAACGAAGCAACGGCUCUGCGUGGGCCCGGUUUGCUUUGGACAUGGAGUUGAAAAACAAGUUCUUUGAAUUCCAUAGAAAAAUCUGUGAAAUGAUUGUGUACAUGUUUGAAAACGAGCACUUAAUGCGAUCGCUCCGGGAAACCAAAUACGAUGCGGUUUUGACGGAUCCUGCAAAUGGUGGAGGCGUAUUCCUGGCUCGUUACCUUGGCUUACCGAUUGUGUUCAACGCCCGCUGGACUGUCCACGGCGAGGCACACUUUGCUAUCGCGCCCUCUCCUCUGUCCUACGUCCCACUUCCACCUUCAGAAUUAACAGACCGAAUGACUUUCUUUGAGAGGGUGAGGAACGUGAUUUUUUACACCAUGCGGAUGCAUCUGUACAAGCAGGUAGUUGGACCGCAUUAUUCUGCAUUGUCCAAGCGCUACUUUGGCCCAGACGUGGACUACUUUUCUCUGUUUCAGGCUGCAGACCUGUGGCUCAUGAGAGUGGACUUUGUGUUUGAGUUCCCUCGUCCCACCAUGCCUAAUGUUAUAUACAUGGGAGGGUUUCAGUGUAAACCUGCAAAACCGCUGCCUCAGCACUUGGAGGAGUUUGUUCAGAGCUCUGGAGAGCAUGGCGUCAUCCUCAUGUCUCUGGGGACUUUGAUUGGAGACCUUCCUCGUGACUUAGCGGAUGAAAUUGCUGCUACUUUUGCUAAAUUACCCCAAAAAGUCAUCUGGAGGUAUAAGGGUGUUAAACCAGCCACUCUGGGCAACAACACUUUAAUGCUCGACUGGAUACCACAAAAUGAACUGCUGGGGCAUCCGGAUGUUAAGCUGUUUAUAAGUCACGGAGGAACAAAUGGGAUUUAUGAGGCUAUAUAUCACGGGGUUCCAAUCGUAGGCAUUCCCUUCGUGUUUGAUCAAGCUGACAAUCUCUCCAGACUGAGAGCUAAAGGUGUUGCAAGGGUUUUGGAUGUUUCUGAAUUAAACUGGAAGACCUUCCUGGAAACCAUCCAGGAAGUCCUGAACGAGCCCUCCUACAGCACAAACAUGCAGAGGCUGUCCAGGCUGCACAGAGAUCAGCCAAUGAAGCCCCUGGAAAGAGCCAUCUUUUGGAUAGAGUUUGUCAUGAGACACAAAGGAGCGGCUCACCUGAGGACCGAGUCCUACAGACUGCCGUGGUACAUCUACCACUCUGUAGAUGUCGUUUUAUUUUUAUUGACAACUGCAGCGUUUCUGGUGUUAUUUUUCUCUUGGUUAGUGCGGUGCUGCUUCAGAUUGUGCUUCAAAAGAAAAGUGAAAUCAGACUAAGCAGCCAUGUGUUUUUAAUCCUUAAUGUUUGACCGUGUACUAAAAUGUGAACUUCAUUGCACUGCAUGAGACGAGCACGCGUUUUAUAGCUCGCCCUUUCUGAUGCAAU